Molecule: messenger RNA, 1095 nt
Organism: Phaeodactylum tricornutum CCAP 1055/1
Lineage: Eukaryota; Bacillariophyta; Bacillariophyceae; Surirellales; Neidiaceae
Exons: 2
Biological process (GO): iron-sulfur cluster assembly
Cellular component (GO): cytosolic [4Fe-4S] assembly targeting complex
Molecular function (GO): protein binding
Source: RefSeq, a predicted model, not a curated record
GAGCCGGCUUGGCAAGUUGCCUUCUCCAGGGAUGGCCGAUAUUUGGCCGUCUGCUACGGAGCAAUCGAACCUUGCGUCCGGAUUUGGAAGCAGCAGUCGCCCUUUCAUGAAGAUAGCGGGUGGAUUCUGGACGCGACGCUAACGGGCAUUCAAACACGGACGAUCCGAUCCAUCGCAUUUGCACCCAUUCGAACGCCGCUGAUCCUAGCCUCAGCAUCAUUCGACGGCACUGUUGCGGUAUGGGAACACUACCCUGCCACAAAUGGAGCACUAGUCACAGCAUCAGCAAAAAGUCCAUCAGGGGUGGACGAAUGGGAGUGUACGGCUCAGUUGGAAGGCCACGAGAGUGAAGUCAAGUGUGUGCAAUGGAAUGCCACUGGGUCACUUUUGGCAAGCUGUGGACGCGACAAGACCGUUUGGAUCUGGGAAUGCUUUUUGCCUGGCCACAACUCUGGUGGUGGUGAUUUCGAAUGCAUCGCUGUCCUUCAUGGUCACGAAGGUGACGUUAAGUGCGUACAAUUUACAAGUAGUCACGACGAGUGGGGCGACGGGGACGAGAUUUUACUUUCCUCUUCAUACGACAAUACUAUCAAGUGCUGGGCCGAAGACGCCGGUGAUUGGUACUGUGCGGCCUCGAUUGAAGACGUUCAUUCUUCAACUAUUUGGUCAUUGGCCAUGUCUCCCAGUGGACUACGGAUGAUAUCGGGUUCCGACGACCAGAGCCUAGGUAUUUAUAAAUGCUAUACAGCUUCCGAGAAGAAGAGACACUUCCCUGACGAAGGCAAAAAUCGGAACGGCCUGUGGAAAUGUGUGGGGCAUCUUCCAGAUGCGCAUUUGGCAAGUAUAUUUUCGGUUGCGUACGCUCCGUCACGGGCCGGCCACGGACGGAUAGCAACGGCCGGGGCUGACAACCGGAUACAAAUAUUCCGAGAGGUGUCUGGUAGCGUUUCUGAUCAACCUCUUUUUACCGUAGAAACAUCGGCUACAAAUGAGCUAGGAGAUGUCAAUUGCGUAAGUUGGCACCCUUCAGAUGGCUCCAUCCUUGCCACUGCCGGCGAUGACGGAUCCGUGUGCAUCUGGAAGUUUAACUUGUAG